AUGGACCAGUUCAGAGGACUGUUGAGUGGCGCCCGCGGCCAGCUGGGCGGCGCUCAGCCCGGAUCGGACAACUCUACCCUGAUCGAUAACUCCGAGACCGUCUACAUUUCCUCCCUCGCCCUCCUGAAGAUGCUGCGACAUGGCCGGGCAGGUGUACCGAUGGAAGUCAUGGGUCUGAUGCUGGGAGAGUUCGUCGACGACUUCACUGUCCGCGUCGUGGAUGUGUUUGCCAUGCCACAAAGCGGUACAGGCGUCAGCGUCGAGGCCGUCGACCCUGUGUUCCAGAUGAAGAUGAUGGAGAUGCUGCGGCAAACAGGAAGGCCAGAGUCCGUCGUUGGAUGGUACCACUCCCAUCCUGGUUUCGGCUGCUGGCUGUCCAGCGUCGACAUCAACACCCAACAGAGCUUCGAGCAGCUUACCCCACGAGCCGUCGCCGUCGUCGUCGAUCCCAUCCAGUCCGUCAAGGGCAAAGUCGUCAUUGACGCAUUCCGGCUGAUCAACCCUCAGUCGCUCAUGCUCGGCCAGGAGCCCCGCCAGAGCACAUCGAACUUGGGUCACCUGAACAAGCCCUCUAUCCAAGCGCUUAUUCACGGCCUAAACCGACACUACUACUCUAUCGGCAUCAACUACCGCAAGACCGCGCUCGAGGAGAACAUGCUGAUGAACCUACACAAGCACCCUUGGACCGAGGCGCUGCAGAUGGAUGACUUCCGGAUAGAGGCGGACCACAACAAGGAGAGGUUGGAGAGGCUGGUCAGCCUGGCGGACGGCUACGAGAAGCGCGUUAAGGAGGAGACGGAACUCACGAAAGACCAGCUCAAGACCCGUUAUGUCGGCAAGCUGGACCCCAAGAAGCACUUGGAGGAUGUCGGCCAGCAGCUCAUCGAGGACAACAUUGUUGCUGUAUCCAAGCAGAUGAUCGACAAGGAAGCAACCAUGCCCAAGAAGGACAGCGCAGGCGGCUCGAAAGAUGCUGCGAACGGCGGGGAGAUGGAUAUUGACAGCUGA
Messenger RNA from Diaporthe citri, 1008 nucleotides. RefSeq lists its product as uncharacterized. The transcript has 3 exons. The record is from RefSeq and is a predicted model, not a curated record. The coding region runs from base 1 to 1008 and encodes 335 amino acids. Gene Ontology annotation, biological process: proteasome-mediated ubiquitin-dependent protein catabolic process; protein deubiquitination. Gene Ontology annotation, molecular function: metallopeptidase activity; protein binding; proteasome binding. Gene Ontology annotation, cellular component: proteasome regulatory particle, lid subcomplex. Lineage: Eukaryota; Fungi; Ascomycota; Sordariomycetes; Diaporthales; Diaporthaceae.